UCACCCCCCCCCCUCUCCUCUCUUCUCUCUCAUCACACCCAGCAGCACGCAGCGCUCUUCCUCGGAUCACUGCUGCUCCUUCCUCAUCCUUCGUCCCCAUCCAAGCUGACGACCUCGCCUAGAUCCGAUCCGGCCCGCCGCCCGCCCCGACCGGAAUCCCCGAGGGUUUGUCGGGCUUGCUGAUGGUUUACGAUGGCGCCGUGAAGGACCAGCAGGAGAGCGAGUCGUCCAGGCCGGUGUUGUCGUCUUCGGCGGCUGCGGAGGCUGAGGCGGGGGCGGUGACUGCGACAGUGGUUGCUGAGGGAACGGCGGCAGGGGAGCAGGUGGGGGAGAGGGAGAGGGAAGGGGAGGAGGAGACGGUUGUGGGUGAGCGGCCGGGGAGCGACAAGCGGCUCGGCGUGCGGCACCCGUUGAAGUACCGCAGGUUCCGCGCGAGGGGGAAGACGAUGGUGGAGCCCGGAGGGAUCAUCCCGCCCUCGCUGGCGAUGGACGGGGAGGGAGCUGGUGAGGUUGAAGAGGAGGAGGCGUCUCCCGAGAGGGAGGUCCAGGCUGGUGUGGUGGAGGUGGAGGUGCCAUUGGCGCCGGUAGAGAUGGAGGUGGAUGAGGUGGUGGAGUCACCCGCAGCAGCAGCUGUGGCUGUGGGGGAGCCGGAGCUGGACGGGCCAUCGGUCGAGGAUGAGGAGGACGAGGAGAUUUCCUCGUAUUUGCUGGCCAAAGAGGCCGCGAGGAAGAAAGGGAUUGUAGCCGCCGUGCCCGUGCGGAGUGUGGAGGUGCCCAAGGAUCAGGACCAAGAGAAGGAGAGGAAGGAGAAGGAGCGGCAAAGGGAGAGGGAGAGGGUCGACGAGGUCGGCUACAUGAGCGGCGGAUGCAAGAGUGAUGAUGGAAUUCUGAGUUGUGGAUAUUCAAGUUUUAGAGGGAAAAGGGCAAGCAUGGAAGACUUCUUUGACAUAAAAUCAUCGAAAAUUGAUGAUCAAAAUAUAAAUCUCUUCGGAAUAUUUGAUGGUCAUGGUGGCUCCCGUGCUGCUGAGUAUUUGAAGGAGCACUUGUUUAUGAACCUCAUGAAACAUCCGGAGUUCAUGAAAGAUACAAAACUAGCAAUAAGUGAAACAUACAAAAAAACCGAUUCUGAUUUUUUGGAUUCUGAAAGCAACACCCAUAGAGAUGAUGGGUCAACUGCAUCGACAGCAGUUUUGGUUGGAAAUCAUCUUUAUGUGGGAAAUGUUGGUGACUCUCGGGCUGUAAUAUCCAAGGCGGGCAAAGCUAUUGCACUCUCUGAUGAUCACAAGCCAAACAGAAGUGAUGAGAGGAAAAGAAUUGAGAGUGCUGGUGGGAUUGUUAUGUGGGCUGGAACUUGGAGGGUAGGUGGUGUGCUUGCAAUGUCUCGGGCAUUUGGCAACCGCUUGUUGAAGCAAUAUGUUGUUGCAGAACCAGAGAUUCAGGAACAAGAAAUAGAUGAUGAAUCUGAGUUUCUGAUUUUGGCUAGUGAUGGGCUGUGGGACGUGGUUCCGAAUGAGGAUGCUGUUUCGCUGGUGAAGAUGGAGGAGGAACCUGAGGCGGCAGCCCGGAAGCUGACAGAGACGGCCUUCGCCCGAGGGAGCGGCGACAACAUCACAUGCAUUGUCGUGAAAUUCCAGCACGACAAGACCAGCUGCAGCGGAGACUGCUCCUCCUCUCCUCCAGGCGACAAGGCCUGAUUCCAUCCAUUCUGUCCGUUAUACAUGUUGUCAGAGGUCGUCUUAACUUAUGAGCCGGACUAUUGCUGGCUUUGUUCGUUGGUGGUAAUCGUUAGACUCCUAGUACAAUGGCGCGGCUUUUAAGACUUGAAAACUUUAGAAAAGUGAGACUGCCCUCCAUGCCCGUUGCGCAUGCCUGUAUAUCCAUAGUUUUGGUGCCUCUGGUGGUAAACCGGUACAUACAUACAAGCCGUGGUGCUAGUUACAUCUUAAACAGCUGGUACAUUGGUUGGUGUUGUUCGCCCGUUCAGGUAA
Molecule: messenger RNA, 1988 nt
Organism: Brachypodium distachyon (stiff brome)
Lineage: Eukaryota; Viridiplantae; Streptophyta; Magnoliopsida; Poales; Poaceae
Product: probable protein phosphatase 2C 52
Exons: 9
Coding region: 183-1694 (503 amino acids)
Biological process (GO): protein dephosphorylation
Cellular component (GO): nucleus; cytosol
Molecular function (GO): cation binding; protein serine/threonine phosphatase activity
Source: RefSeq, a predicted model, not a curated record